AUGCCCGUCUUGAAUAUACGCAUGAAACGGUAUCUCGCCAGAUUGGCAUUGCUAGCUAUCAUAUUUCUCAUUUUUGAUCUGUUCUGGGCUCACUUUCGAGGCUCACCUUCAGAUCCUCUGCAGAGCAGGAAUAAUCAGGGCUAUACACCAUCCAAAACAAAGUCAACUACUCAAGAACGGAUCUUCAUUGCCAGCACGCACUGGAACAACGAGAUCGUGCUGCGGUCUCAUUGGAACACCGCCAUUCUCAACCUAGUCCAAUCCCUAGGAGCCGAGAAUGUCUACGUAUCGGUAGUAGAGAGCGGAAGCUACGACAAUACCAAGGGAGCUCUGAUCGAGUUGGAUUACUACCUCGCACAACUCGGCAUAAACCGCACAAUCAGUCUGAGUGAAGCCUCGCACUUAGAUGCGAUUUCGCGCGAGCCCGAGGAGCAAGAAGAAGGCUGGGUGGAUACGCCGCGUGGCCGGCGCGAGCUGCGCAGGAUUCCUUUCUUAUCACGAGAAAGGAAUGAGAGUCUAAAACCGCUAGCCGGGUUGAAGACGGAGUUUGGGUUGAAGUUUGACAAGAUUUUGUUUUUGAAUGAUGUUGUUUUCACAAACGACGAUUUCUACACAUUGCUCGACACCAACCAUGGCUCGUACGCGGCUGCGUGUGCCUUGGACUUUGCAAAACCGCCCGCCUUUUACGACACUUUUGCCCUGCGCGAUAGCGAGGGCAACGAGGCCAUGAUGCAGACAUGGCCGUAUUUCCGUGGCCGAGCGUCGCGCCUCGCCAUGGAGCGCAACGAGAUAGUUCCUGUCAAGAGCUGCUGGAACAGCAUGGUAAUAAUGGAUUCAACGCCAUUCUACGACAGACUGACCCCGCUACAAUUUCGCGGAAUACCGGACAGUCUGGCCACACACCACUUGGAAGGGUCUGAAUGCUGUCUGAUACACGCAGACAACCCGCUAACCAACCAAAAGGGGGUCUGGCUCAAUCCACAUGUGCGCGUGGCGUACAGUGGCAAAGCGUACGAAGCUGUGCACCCUUCUUCUACUUCUGCAUGGACGACGAGCUGGCAGAGACUGACUGGGAGGUGGGAGAACCGCGUGCGCCGGUGGUUUACCUCUAACGGGCUAAAGUCGCGAAUCGUGUUUAAUCGACUACGAAGCUGGCAAAGGGACACAUACGGGGCUGGGGAAAAGAAGAAGAAGCUUGAGCCGGGAGGGUUUUGCCUGGUUGACGAGACGCACGUCAUUGUCGAUAUUGGGUGGGCGCAUGUAUAA
Molecule: messenger RNA, 1266 nt
Organism: Talaromyces rugulosus
Lineage: Eukaryota; Fungi; Ascomycota; Eurotiomycetes; Eurotiales; Trichocomaceae
Exons: 3
Coding region: 1-1266 (421 amino acids)
Source: RefSeq, a predicted model, not a curated record